AGUCGACGUGGGGAAGGCAGGUUGGUCCGUCCGUGCGUGCGUGCGUGUGUGUGUGUGGACGUCUUCCACGAGAACCGCGCCGACAUCCAAUCCACUGGAGCUUCGUCUUCCGCCGGUCCUGUCAAGCAAAUGGAGAAGUUGCGCUGCGCCCGGGGUGUGGUAUAAAUGGGCCGAGCAGCCGCCGACCGGCUGUAAUGCUGCGGCGCGCGAGGCGCUCUCUCCGGCAGGUGCUGAGUCUGAUGGCCCGGAGACCGGACCUGCUCUGCGGGGCGAUCGUGCUGGGGGUCCUGCUUGUCCUGGCUGUCAAGUUCACGUGCGGUCGAGCCAAGAAUGUGGUGGCGGUAGCUCGUCCUCCGACGCGGUUCUUCUCUGCUGACGCUCCAGUGAUCGACCUCUACUUGGGUCAGCUCGACCAGGUGGAGCGUCUCCGCAGCGUGGCCGAAGUGUCCCUUAUCUUCUUCUACGCUCCGUGGUGCGCUCACUCCAUGGCGGCGCGGCAGGAGCUGCAGCAGGUCGCCAGGAAACUGGCCAAACAGGUUCAGUUCGUGGCCAUCAACUGCUGGUGGAACCACGGCAAGUGCAGGAAGCAGACGCACUUCUACCAGUACCCAACCAUCCACCUCUUCUACCGCAGGUUUGGGCCGAUAGAGUACAGAGGUCCCAUCCUGGCUCCGUACCUGGAGAGUUUCGUCCUGCGGGUGGUGACGCCGCUGACGUACCUCCCCUCCCGAGCCAAGCUGGAGGAGUUCCUGUCCUGCCACGAGCUGCGGGUGGUGGGCUUCUUCCAGUUCAACUCGUCUCCCCAGCCCCCGGGGUACCUCACCUACCUGUCCUCGGCCCUACAAGCUCUCAAAAGAGACUUCCGUGGUGUGGUGCGUUUCGGCGUGGUGACGAGCAAACAGGUGGCAGAGGCCAUUUCUAUAAACCAAGACGAAACCGUUUACCUCCAUAGAAGACUGAACUCCUCGUUGAUUUUCCCCCGCAGGGAGCGCAACUUCACCUCCGAGAGCAUCUGCAGUUGGGUGUUCGAGCACCGCGAGAGCGUCCUGCAGUGGCUGCAGCCUCCUGGCACCAAGUCGCGCCUCCUGGAGCAUGAGCUGGCCAAAGGUCCGGCGCUGCUGCUGUUCCUGCCGCACGAUCCCACGACGUCUGAGCCCAACCCCGUCCUGCAGCAGGUGGCAGAUGUCGCUCUGCGUUACCACUCCUGUGACCGGGACCAUCACUCCAACUGGGACGGAAGCUUCUCGUCGGACUCGCGGUGCUGCCACUCGGUUUCCGUGCCGCGACCCGGCCCCGCCGGCUGCUGGCUGGACGUUUGCCGGAGAUUCUCCCGCAGAGACGACGGCUGCGGCGUUUCCUGGAGGGACGUGCCGCAGACCCACCUCACUCACUGCUGCCUUCAUCCGCGACCUGCUGACGCCAAGCCCUUAGCCUCUGUGAGCUGUUUCAAUUUCGCGAGCAGCUACAGCCCUUCCAGCCGCUUCAGUGCCUGCUGCCGGAGAAGCACGCCUCGACUUCAAAACAAGACUCUUGCCAAAGACGCCCCAAAAGCUCCUCAGGAGCACGACCUCCUCUCCGGACUCAGGUGUCACACCAACAGGACGCUCAGGUUCUAUGUGCUGGACGUUGCCCUCAACUGGCCUCUGGCCCUGAGUCUUGGAGCGGGAAACGAGAGCAGCUCUCCUCCUCCUCCUCAGAGGAUGGAAGGACCCCAGGGAGACGCACCGUUUGCUGCUAUUGUGAACCUCAAGGACGAAAGCCACUACGUUCUCCCUCGGAGUCCAGUGGCGACACUCACCCAGACUUUAGAGGCCUUCAUUCGGAACUUCAGCACACCUCACAGUGUCCUACAGAGACACCUAGUGGGGCAAGAGAGCCAGAGUGGAGGGGAGCAGGAGUCGCACUCGCGUCCACUUAUCGCCGAACUGACCACGUCCACCUUCCUGCCUUCGGUCAUGCAUGAGGAGAAGGACGUGCUGCUGUUCUACUACACCCAGUGGUGCGGCUUCUGCUCCGUGCUGAACCACGUGCUCAUCCAGCUGGCCAGACUCCUGCAGCGGAACGGCUCCAUCGCCGUGGCCCGGGUCAACGUGGCACGCAACGAUCUCCCGUGGGAAUUCAUGGUGGAUCACGUUCCCUCGCUUCUCUUCUUUCCGAGACACAGGAAGCAUCACAGCGUCAAGUUUCCGGAUGACCUGGCCAUCACGCUUCCAAACCUCCUGCACUUCGUCCUGCAGCACGCGGGGCCCCCGCAUUGCCGCACGGACUCCCCCGGGGCCGACGCGGGUCUCCACGCAGAGUUCCUGGCGCUCCAGCAGGAAGUGGAGACGCUGCAUCACGCCCGCGAGCUGCUCUCCCGCCAGCUGACGCAGCUCUGGCGGGAGAACAGGAGACUGACCUUUGACACCCGCGAGCUGGAGGCCAGGAACAGCGAGCUGCGGCGCGAGCGACAGCAGCUGGAGGAGCAGCACCGGCAGAAGAGCCGGCAGCUGGUGGAGGCCGUGAGGCGGCUGCAGGAGCUGGCCGACGCCUCGGAGAACUUGCUGAGGGAGAACGUGCUGCUGCGGAUGCUGCUGAGGGCGCUGAAGGACCGGACGGGUGUCCAAGAAGAAGAAGAAGAAGAAGCAGCUGAGGAGGACGUGAGAGACGGACAGAGCAGAAGCAACAUGACCUCCUGACAGUCAGAGGAGGCGAAGGCAGCCGAUCAGCUGUUUAAAAGCACCGUCGGUGCUGUGAAAUAUCAGGGAAACCAUCUGCUCAGUUACCGUGACUUCACAAAUCCUCAAGUGGACGGUUCAAAUGUGAACUUAAAAGUGACAAAUUUUUGUGCUGCUGGUCUAUUUUUAAACGCAUCGUUUUUGGAAUCACCCGAGUUUUUCAUGCAAAAAAAAAUAAAAAUCAAUGACACCUCAGUUUCCACGUCGACAAUGGUGCCGUCACGUCCCGACAAGAUUUAGGAACAC
Messenger RNA from Synchiropus splendidus (mandarinfish), 2963 nucleotides. RefSeq names its product thioredoxin domain containing 11 (gene txndc11). NCBI's taxonomy places the organism in Eukaryota, Metazoa, Chordata, Actinopteri, Syngnathiformes, Callionymidae. The transcript is spliced from 13 exons. The coding region runs from base 195 to 2678 and encodes 827 amino acids. The record is from RefSeq and is a predicted model, not a curated record.